Messenger RNA from Spirometra erinaceieuropaei, 921 nucleotides. The record is from the annotation of a GenBank genome assembly. Lineage: Eukaryota; Metazoa; Platyhelminthes; Cestoda; Diphyllobothriidea; Diphyllobothriidae.
AUGCACCCGUUGUGGCACGAACACAGUUGUGUGCGAACACUCUACAGAAGGGCAGAAACACACUGCAGCGAGCCGGACGACAGAAAGUCAGAACUACGCUACCUCCAGCGCCUCUUCGUGUCCAACGGGUAUCCGCGCAACUUCAUCGAACGCAGCAGACAGGCCGGACUGAGCCGACGUUUGGAAACAGAAGGGCCAAAAAUAUGGCGGACGCUUCCAUACAUCGAUGGCGUUUCUGAGGCGGUCUCCCGUCUCUUAAGGCCGCUGGAGAUCGGCAUCGCCCACCGACCGGAGUCAACAAUUCGACAUCUGGUCAUGAGGCCUAAGGCCCCUCUGCCACCAGGUGAAACCACGAACGUCAUCUACCGGAUCCAGUGUAACUCCUGUGAAGCCAACUACAUUGGGGAGACGGGCAAACGACUACAGACCCGUGUUGGAGAACACAUGAGGGCAGUAAGGCGAAUGGACCCUUUGUCACUGGUGGCCGAACACUGCGCCGAUUCCGGACACACGUUCGCCUUUCAGCACGUCAAAAUUCUGGGCCGAGGAAGCGACCGCAUAGCCAGGGAAACAAUCGAGGCUUGGCACACAGGGACAACCUCAAUCAACCGUUGUGUGGCUCUUCCCGCUGCCUAUCAAGCCCUUCGAGCACAGCUCAGUAAACAAAUGAGCAGACGUGAACCCAGGCUAAUCACGAAUCCAGACAUGAAUGAGUCCAUGGCGGAUGCACACUCAGCCACCCCUCAACCUGGUUCCGACGAAGGCGCAGUCCUCACUACAGCCGGUCCAUCUACUAGUCCGGCGGAUGAGAAAACGGACAGUCGUUGCGGCGCAAACAAGAUUGCCAGCCUUGGACGACAGUUAAGGUCAACGAAGGUACGGGCGACGACCACCAACGUCUCAACGCCGGCCCCGAUGUAG